AUGUCCUCUGCACAAGGUUCCAUUACCAAGAUCUCCAUCUACAAAUUUGAUGGGGGCAAGCUCGCGACGUGGAGCCGCUACAUGUGUGGCGUGUCCCAGACCAAGUCGACGUGGCAUGUGGUCAACCGAGAGACGACGCCAAACUUCUCGAAUCCUCGCGACAGUGACGAUUAUAUCAAGACGAACAACAGUUCGCUCGGACUGAUGUUACUGCGCAUGGACGCCGACUUUCAUCAUGUGGUUGACGAAAGCAAAAUAGCAUGGGUCGCGUGGGCGCGUUUGAAGACACUUCCUCAACAUCAGAGCGAAGCUCAGCAGCAUCGGCGCCAAGAUGGAGGACGAGGACGUAGCGAUCUUCUUUUGAAGCAAUCUCCCCAAGAGCUGCGAGAACGUCGUUCUCAACUUGUAGAUGAGCAGCGCAAACUGCCACCGUGCGACGCUGUCAACGUUUUGACGAACGAUCACAUCAAGCGUCAAGGUGCCAAGUCUGCGGCGGUGAAGACUGAAGAAGUGACCAAGGCCUUCAGUACCGAGCACGAGGUUCGUCGAUGCUCGUACUGCGUAAAUUGGGGAAAAGCGGAACGUUGCUGGACCAAGCAGAAGGAAGAGAAUCGGGGAGCUCGACGCGGUAGCAAUGAUCCUGGACGUAGAGCGAAUCAAGUCCAGUGGCAAGGAUACAACAGCAAUAACAACUGCGACUACGAUCGAGUAGUGCUUGCUGUGUCACUGGAAUGCGUAAUUUCAGCGAUCACGAAUACGUCUGGGAUAUGGGCGAAUAGCAGCGGUGCGACGCAACACAUCUGCCAUGACAAGAACAAGUUCAAAUUUCCGGACGAGCGCAAUGAAGACGAAGCGUUGGUCGUAGAUGGGAACAAGGCAAGGUCCCGCAAAACGGUGAAGAGCGCGAUAUCAAGAACACGCUUUACGUCCCAAGAAUGA
Messenger RNA from Peronospora matthiolae, 939 nucleotides. The record is from the annotation of a GenBank genome assembly. NCBI's taxonomy places the organism in Eukaryota, Oomycota, Peronosporomycetes, Peronosporales, Peronosporaceae.